UGCGAGUGUUCAACAUUUCAGGAACUGUCAUGUAGGUUAACUCAUCAGUAAUAAUUGCUUGAUUACAAUUGAUGCCGGAUCCUUACACAGUCUUUGUUAUCUUAGUUAAUUUCUUGAUCACCACAGCGUGUACAGAAGUUAUCAAUUGCGAUAAAUUCUAUGUCAUGACGAAGCCAAAGUUAGUUGUGUUUGAUCUGGAUUACACCCUCUGGCCAUUCUGGGUGGACACACAUGUGGAUCCACCCUUUCGAAAAGAUAAAAGUGGCAUAAUCGUGGACUCCCGAAGUUCCCCCAUUUCCCUCUACAAGGACACUGUGGACAUUCUGACCUCGCUCCAUGGUCAGGGCAUUAAAAUUGGAAUUGCUUCACGCACUGGAGAAACGGAUGGAGCCAAUCAACUACUCUCCUUGUUCAACCUUGACCAGUAUAUCUCAUUCAAGCAAAUAUAUCCAGGCUCAAAGGUGACACACUUUCAGAGGCUGCAGACCGACAGUGGCGUCAAGUUCAGCGAUAUGAUAUUCUUCGAUGACGAAUCCAGGAACAUAUUGGACGUCGGUCGACUAGGUGUUCAUUGUGUUCACGUGCGUAGCGGAGUGACCUCAAAACUUGUUGCGGAGGAGCUGGAGCGUUUCUCCAAGUCGCAGAGCUGAGGACUGUUAGUCUGAAGAGACGAUCAAAAUUCAUGGCACCACAUCGCCGGAUGCCUGUGGAAUCAUUUGCACAAGUCUUUGAAGACGGGUUGUUUACAGACGGAUCACACACAGUCAUCUGCUGGUUUUUCACUUUGUUGUAAAUAAUUUAGAAAUGCAACUUUGUAUCGAAAAGCACUCUCUACCUGACAAGUCAAGUUUAAUCUACGUUCGCACAAUGCAUAGAGACAUAGAAUGGAUUAAUGAAGUCAUUUGAAUGAGAUAUCUUCGAGAUAGAUUGUUUGAGUAAGAGUGAUAUGGUAUUCUUUUUGUCCUUCCCAAAAUAGUCUUGUCUCUGUAUUUGUUUUUCUGAUUGCUUUGUGCUGGGCAUGAACUACAAAGGCACGGCUUAUAUUGAUUUUUUUCAUAUUUUUCAAAAUCCUUGUAUGGAUGCAAUGUCUUGUAAGAUACAUCCAAAAAGUGCUGUUUUUAAACUAACUUGUAAUUCAAACGCAUCCCUUAGAGUUUGGCAAGCCAAAGAAGAAUUGAAUAUGUGGUUUUAUCUGCUGCUGUUGCAUCUAUGGUAAGCACAGAUGCACAUUAUUAAGCUUGCAUAUUCAUGUAUGAUUUCAUUUUAAGGCCAUUUGCUGUUGGUCUUUGACUAAAUGUUGGUGCGGCUGAGCAUGAAGCACAUUGACAUGUUACAUUUUGAUGACAUGUUUAGUCACAUGUUGACUUGUCCUGGAUGGCUUCACAAUGGCAGUCCUAAGCAUCCCUCAAAGAACUAAUUCAUACGAGCCAGUAGAAGCUGUCUUGGAGAAAAUCAACUCAUACUUCAAGUGAGUGGUCAGUGAGGAUAACAUUAUGUUACUCACCCCAGCAUUCUAGUGAGUCUUGGAUUUUCAUUUGCCUAUUUAUAUUUGAAAUGUUUUUUUUAAAUUUUUAUUUUAUCUGUUAUCUGUACCCACAAAGCCAUUGAUUGCUCUGCGUUGAUGCAAGAAUCCCACAUGUUGUUGGAGCAAUGAAAUUCACAACUGUCUACAAAACGAGGCACUGGCAAUCACACUUGCCCAACUAAGACGCAUUUAAAAGCCUGGUAUGAAGAGUGGGAGUAUGGAAUCCCCGUCCCUGCUGUGUAGGGAUAAACAAAUGGCUGCUGCCAAACCAGCCAACUGCCCAGUGCCUCCCACAUGCCCGGUUAGAGUCUAGCCAGAGAGAGAGCGCUUAAAGUCACUUUUCCACUGCCAGUUUUCUGGUAGGCCUACAGCUCGACAAAGUGUGACUGGGCCGCCACUGUUUGCUUUUCGAAUAGGCACGACACAGCUCAAUUAUAAAGCAAAAAGUGGUGGCCGAGUCACGCUGUGUUGAGCUGUAGCCAGGCCUACCAGAAAACCGGCAGUGGAAAAGAGACAUUAGUGGCUUUAUCAUUCAACGAAAGCUGUAUUAGAGCAGUGCAGCUUUUAAUUUUAGGUGGGGGGCGCGUGAAAAGGCCUGCCGUACAGACAGAAUUUUUAGCAAGAUGAAUGUUGGCUCUUGGGGGUAAGCUGUUAUUGCAUCUUGUCUAACAUGCGUUGAAGUCGGUUACACAGUGUGUUUAAUUGCUUCAUUUGUCUUAGUAAUGUAUUCUGACAAAACAACCAGCUGUAAACAUAAAGUGCUUUGACUGAAAAAUGGGGAAAAGUAUGGCAAGUUUUGGGCGCCUGUCAUGUUGUGGCUUUUAUGUUUUGUGAUGCCCAAGGCUUUUAUGUAUCCAAUAAAAAAAAAUUCAAACCCACUUGAUAGGGUUGUGGUUGCUGCUCCGAAAAUGAUGUAAAGUACAACAUUGGAAUAAAAAUUAGAUUUCAGAUUUAGGUUUUAGAUGGAUAGAUGGGUUUUCUAUAUGACGUUCUUGCCCUUUUUAAGUAAAAGCUUU
Engraulis encrasicolus (European anchovy) is the source of this 2541-nucleotide messenger RNA. It is a transcript of the gene mdp1, whose product is annotated as magnesium dependent phosphatase 1. The transcript is spliced from 6 exons. The record is from RefSeq and is a predicted model, not a curated record. Gene Ontology annotation, molecular function: acid phosphatase activity. The coding region runs from base 72 to 650 and encodes 192 amino acids. Lineage: Eukaryota; Metazoa; Chordata; Actinopteri; Clupeiformes; Engraulidae.